CAUCAAGAAAAAGAAAAUAGUGGCAAUUAUGUGUAUUUGUGUACACUUAAUUAAUAAAAAGAAACAAAUAAAAGAAAAACCGAAAUUGAAGAAGCGAAGUGUUUGGGUGCUAGAUUGGCUUCAGAGGAGAAAUACUGACGGGGCGUAUGCAAAAACUCUGCGCGAGUUUCGUGAAGUGAAUAAUCAAAAAUAUUUGUUUAAAAAUUAUCUUCGCAUGAACGAAGCCACUUUUAAUUAUAUUCUUGAAUUAGUCUCCCCAAACAUAAAAAAGUGACACCAAUAUGCGCAAAGCAAUACCAGCAAAUGAACGUUUGGCGGUUACACUUCGCUUCCUUGCCUCUGGAGACAGCUUCAAAAGUUUAUCUGUUGACUUUCGCAUUGCGCCGAAUACCAUAUCUAUAUUUGUGCCGGAGGUUUGCGAUGCAAUUUACAAAGCUUUGAAAAAUGAAUAUUUACAGGUUCCAAAUAACGAACAGAUGUGGAUUGACAUUGCCCAAAAAUUUAGUGAUAAAUGGAAUUUUCCCCAUUGUAUAGGCGCAGUUGACGGGAAACACAUUGUGAUGAAGGCUCCGCCGCGGUCUGGAAGUACCUUUUAUAAUUAUAAAGGUACUAAUAGUAUUGUACUUAUGGCUAUUGCGGAUGCGGACUACCGAUUUAUAUAUAUUGAUGUCGGGUGCAAUGGCAGAGUUUCGGACGGCGGCGUUUUUGGAAAGUCCACAUUUCAGAAAGCUUUGGACAAUAACACACUGAGAUUGCCUUUACCACAACCAUUGCUAAAUCGUGACCGUGAUUGUCCAUACUUGUUAGUGGCGGAUGAUGCAUUCCGCAUGCAAAAGCACAUUUUAAAACCAUACCCUGGUAAAAAUUUAACUGCCGGUCAACGCAUAUUCAAUUACCGAUUGUCACGUGCUAGGCGCGUUGUCGAAAAUGCAAUUCAACUGAAUGAGCAUAAAACGACCCAAAUAACACUGGCCUGCUGUGCCUUGCAUAAUUUUUUAAUAAAAAAAAAUGCCAGUUAUUUGGAAGGUUUAACUACAGAUAGGAAUGAUCAACAAGACAAUUCAGUUCCUGAGCAACAAGGAGCAGAGGAACGUCCAACGACAUACAUAACCAAUGAAGCCAAAGAAAUUCGUGAGGAGUUCGAACAAUAUUUUAUGACAGCCGCUGGAGAAAUACCAUUUCAAUAUACAUAGAUGUUUAUGUUAAAUAAAAUUAAUGAUUUAAAUAUGUAUGUAACUUUAUUAAUAUAGAAGAAAAAACAAUUCAAUGAAA
Molecule: messenger RNA, 1272 nt
Organism: Bactrocera tryoni
Lineage: Eukaryota; Metazoa; Arthropoda; Insecta; Diptera; Tephritidae
Product: protein ALP1-like
Exons: 2
Coding region: 282-1193 (303 amino acids)
Source: RefSeq, a predicted model, not a curated record